AUCGAUCAUAUAUAAAAUGAUUUUCUCACAAAUACAAAAAAAAAAAAAACCAUAAAUAUCCUAAAUUAAAGUAGCUAUUUAGCAACAAAAAAAUAAAAAAAUAAAAAAAAAUAGUAAAUAAAUAAAUAAAAGAAAAAGAAGAGAAACGUUAAGAUGAUUUUUAAACCAUUUGAGAAUUUUGAAAUUAAUGAUUUUAUUUUAUCAUUCUUUACAAUAUAUGUAGUAUAUUAUUAUUAUAAAUAUUUUACUCGUAUUAAUCCCUUACCUGGCCCUUUCCCAUUACCAUUAAUUGGGACUUUUCAUUAUCUUAUUUGGUUUAGAUGGAUUAAAAAAGAUACCACAAUGUUUUUUAAAUUUUGUUACGAUAAAUAUGGUGAUAUAUAUGAGAUUAAUAAUACUAUGCGAAUUAUAGUUUUGUGUCGAUCAGAAUAUUUUGAAGAUUUAUCAACAACAAAAAGUAAACUUGAGAUGAGAUGUCCAGAUUAUGAAGGAUUAAAAGAAUUGGGAGUUGUAGGAAAAGGAAUAACGUACAAUAAUAAUUUUAAGUCGUGGACAUUUAAUCGUCAUUUUUUUAAUCAAGCCAUUUUGUCACCGAAAUUCACUAACGAGGUUAUUGAUUGGACAAACGAACUUUUCAAUGAAUUAGAAAGUUAUUGGGAUAGAUUAUUUCUUAAAGAAGAAAUUAUUAAAGAAAAUAAAAACAAAUUGAAUUUUAUUCAAUGGUUUAGUCAUUAUAAAAAUGAUAUGAUUAUUAAAUUAUUGACUGGUGAAAGAUCUUAUUCAAUGGAAGGUUAUUUUAUUACUCUUAAUAAUAAAAUAUCUGAUCAUCAAUCAACAAGAAUCAAAGAAUCUGUGAAAUUAUUUCAAGCAAUUUAUAAAUUUCAAAUAGGUUAUUUCAUCUUUUUCGUAUUUCCUUCUUUUUUACGACAUCAUAUUCCAUUUUUUAAAAAUAUGGCGAAUGAUAUACUUCAAAAAUUAGAUUUUAUCAAUCAAAAAUUGGAUGCAGUUAUUAAGAGACGUAGACAAGAAAUUGAAGAUAUACCAUUGAAUGAACCCUUACCUAAUGAUAUAUUGACAUCAAUGAUUAUCAAAAAUACACUUCGUGAUGAUAAUUAUAUCGAAACUGGUGCUAAUAGAAUUAUGCCUGACAGUGAAAUUCGCGUCAAUUUACUCGAUGGAAUUAUUGGUGGCACUUAUAAAGUAAAUUUUUAAAUAAUUUUUAAAUAAUUUUAAAUUUUUAAAAUUUAAAAUAAAUGC
This is a messenger RNA of Rhizophagus irregularis DAOM 181602=DAOM 197198, 1257 nucleotides long. NCBI's taxonomy places the organism in Eukaryota, Fungi, Glomeromycota, Glomeromycetes, Glomerales, Glomeraceae. The record is from RefSeq and is a predicted model, not a curated record.